UUUAUCUUAUUUAAAAUUAAAUGAUUAAAGAAUUGUUUUGUUCUAUUUUAUGAUAGUUACUAUCACUAAAAUUUAAAUAGUAUUCUGUUUUAAAUGAUAAAGCAGAUGCUUAUUGCAUUUCAGUUUAUCUGAGCACAAGACAGUUUAUUGUGAAAGUGCCUGGUCUCUGUUGACUUCAUAUUUAUAACACUUGGCACAGGAAAUAACAUAAUAAAAGGGAAAUAAGGUUUCUGAACAAUUGCGAUUUUUCUCACAUAUUUUAGGGAUUUUAUAUAUUCAUGGCUCAAAUGUUGAUAGAGGUUUACAUGUGAGACUCUCCUCCUUAUAGCAAUAGGAUAUUAAAAAUAAAAGUUAUUUUCUCUUACAGUUAACACUAACAGUUUUGUAAGACUUUCUUUAGGGAUGUAACUAUAUCUUUUGCAGAUCAUAGCUUAAUUUAUUAAACACUCCUAAUUAAAUAUGAGACAAAUGCUUUAUACAACUGGCAGAUUUUUUGUUGAUUAAUUUGGGAUCACAAUAUGUAUUCAAUUGUAAGAAAUGUUGGCUGACAUCUGAUUUUACAUUCCAAUUUAUCUAACUAGAUACUAAAUCUAAAUGAUUAAAAUAUUAAAUAAGUCAUUUCAAGUGAAAAAAGUUAACCCUUUCAAAUUUGCUGUGAAGUUAGCUUGACUUUAAUUAUUAGUGAAAAAUGUUCAAUGACAAGUAAACAGUAUCAGAGAGAAACACUUUGCUAAAUGUUUGUAUUUGAAUGAUUUUGUCUCUGCCAUAUUUAGGAAGCAGUCAUGUUUCUUGAGUACCCCAAACUGUGAGACAAGAGACUGUAGUAAAGUAAGGCUGGAAGUCCUUACUUGCUCAGAGAACUACAGGGCAACUUGGAUAGAACAUUUUACAUUAGGUUUCUGAAUGAACUUUGCUAAAUAUGGAUUCUGGUGUUGGAAGUCUUGGAUUGCAUACAUCAAACUCUAGAAUGGCUCAUACCAUGAUUAUGCAGGAUUUUGUGGCUGGAAUGGCUGGUACUGCACGUAUCGACGGAGACCAUAUUGUUGUUUCAGUUCCUGAGGCUGUAUUAGUUUCAGAUGUUGUCACAGAUGAUGGCAUAACUCUUGAUCAUGGCCUUGCAGCUGAAGUUGUCCAUGGGCCUGAUAUCAUCACUGAGACUGAUAUAGUGACAGAAGGUGUAAUUGUUCCUGAAACUGUACUUGAAACUGAUGUUGCCAUUGAAGAAGAUUUAGAUGAAGAUGAUGGUGAUCACAUUUUGACUUCUGAAAUAAUUACAGAAACUGUUAGAGUACCUGAGCAGGUUUUUGUGGCCGAUCUUGUUACUGGUCCUGAUGUACACUUAGAACAUGUGGUCCAAGACUGUGUUUCAGCAGUUGACUCUCCCACAAUAGUAUCAGAGGAGGUUCUUGUAACAAAUUCAGAUACGGAAACUGUUAUUCAAGCAACUGGUGGAGUUUCUGGCUCUACAGUUACUAUUAAAACUGAAGAAGAAGAUGAAGAUGAAGAAGAAGAAGAAGAUGAUGAUGAUGAUGAUGUCAAGAGCACUUCUGAAGACUACCUGAUGAUAUCUUUGGAUGAUGUUGGGGAAAAAUUAGAACACAUGGUGAAUACCCCAUUAAAAAUUGGCAGUGACGGUUCACAAGGAGAUGUUAAAGAAGAUGGAUUUGGUUCAGAAGUCAUAAAAGUGUAUAUAUUUAAAGCUGAGGCUGAAGAUGAUGUUGAAAUAGGUGGAACAGAGAUUGUCACAGAGAGUGAAUACAACAAUGGACAUCCUGUAACUGGAGUGCUUGACCAGAACCGAAUGCAGCGAGAGAAGAUGGUUUAUAUGGCAGUUAAAGAUUCUUCUCAGGAAGAUGAUAUCAGUUGCGCUGAAAUAGCAGAUGAAGUUUACAUGGAAGUCAUUGUAGGGGAAGAGGAAGGAACUUCUCUCCCUGAGACUCAGCUUGAGGACUCUGAUGUUAAUAAAACAGUUGUCCCUGUUGUCUGGGCUGCGGCAUAUGGAGAUGAGCGAAGAGUUUCCCGAAGAUAUGAAGACUGUCAAGCUUCAGGAAAUACUUUGGAUUCAGCGUUAGAAAACAGAAGUAGUACAGCAGUACAAUACCUUCAGAUUUGUGAUAGCAUUAAUACAAACAAAGUACUUAAGCAAAAAAACAAGAAGAGGAGAAGAGGAGAAAUCAGGCAGUGGCAAACAGCUGUUAUAAUAGGUCCUGAUGGACAGCCCCUGACAGUAUAUCCUUGCCAUAUUUGCACGAAAAAGUUUAAAUCCAGGGGAUUCUUGAAAAGACACAUGAAGAAUCAUCCUGAUCAUUUGAUGAGAAAAAAAUAUCAGUGUACAGAUUGUGACUUUACAACUAACAAGAAAGUGAGUUUCCAUAACCACUUAGAAAGCCAUAAGCUUAUAAAUAAAGUUGACAAAACUCAUGAAUUUACAGAAUACACACGAAGAUACAGAGAGGCUAGUCCACUGAGUUCAAAUAAGCUUAUAUUAAGAGACAAGGAACCGAAAAUGCACAAGUGCAAAUACUGUGACUAUGAAACUGCAGAACAUGGAUUAUUAAGCAGACAUUUGCUGGCUGUUCACAGCAAAAAUUUUCCUCAUGUUUGUGUUGAGUGUGGUAAGGGCUUUCGGCAUCCUUCUGAACUUAAGAAGCAUAUGAGAACCCAUACUGGUGAAAAGCCAUAUCAGUGUCAGUACUGUGUCUUCAGGUGUGCAGAUCAAUCAAAUCUGAAAACUCAUAUUAAGUCUAAACAUAGUAACAAUUUACCAUAUAAAUGUGAGCAUUGUCCCCAAGCAUUCAGUGAUGAGAGGGAGUUUCAACGCCACUUGGAUUUGUUUCAAGGACAUAAGACACAUCAGUGUCCUCAUUGUGACCAUAAGAGCACCAACUCAAGUGAUCUUAAGCGGCACAUCAUAUCUGUCCACACUAAGGAUUUCCCUCACAAAUGUGAGGUCUGUGAUAAAGGUUUUCAUCGCCCCUCUGAGCUCAGAAAGCAUAGUGAUAUCCAUAAGGGUAGGAAGAUUCAUCAAUGCAGACACUGUGAUUUUAAAACAUCAGAUCCAUUUAUUCUUAGUGGGCAUAUCCUUUCAGUACAUACUAAAGAUCAGUCAUUGAAGUGUAAAAGGUGCAAAAGAGGGUUCAGACAACAAAAUGAGCUCAAAAAGCAUAUGAAGACCCAUAUUGGAAGGAAGAUUUACCAGUGUGAGUAUUGUGAAUACAACACUACAGAUGCAUCUGGCUUUAAACGACAUGUGAUAUCAAUACAUACCAAAGACUAUCCACACAGAUGUGAAUUCUGCAAGAAGGGAUUCCGAAGACCAUCAGAAAAAAACCAGCAUAUUAUGAGGCACCAUAAAGAGGCUCUUAUGUGAUAUAAAGAAAAAAAACUAUUUAGGAAACAUGGCAUACUGCUUGAGAAGAAAAUCGCACAAAUUAUUUCAUCUGGUUACAAAACUUGAUAUUAAAUCAUAACUUCAUGGCUUUUGUAUUAAAGAUCUUAAGAUAUUUAAAUUGAAUCUCACAGCCCUUUGAAAAUCAUUUAAAGCAUUUAACAAGUACCAUGGAAUAGUUGUGAAAAAAAAAACACAACUUUUUAAGUUAAAUAUUUAGCAUAAUUAUAUAUAUAAUUAAAACAUAGAAAGAAAAAGCAAAAAUAAUUUACUUGCUUGACCAUGCUAGAGACAUAUGUUUUUGAAAAGGUACAUGUUUGAGGAAUUUAUCAAUUCUUUGCUAUGUCACAGAAACCUCACUUUUGUGCAAUUUUACAAAUGGGAUUGGGAAAUAAAAUGUCAUUCAAGAGUCACUUAAUCACGUAGCCUUUAUACGGUACCUAUAAUUUAAAUUCCAGAAAUAGAAGAAGGUUUGUGUUUUCAUUAAAAGAUAAUUAACUGGAAAAACAGGUUAAAUUAAUCCAGUAUUAUUGAAAAAGAGAAUUGCAGAGCUGCUAAGAAUUUAUCACAGGACAGUAUGUUUAAAAUAUAACAUUUUGUGUGCUGAAAUCUAAGGUGAAAUAGAAGGAUUAAAAUUCCUUUUUCUGUUCUAGUUGAUUGUUCACUAUGACAAAUGUGAUGUGCAUAUUAAAGUCAAAUGUGACUUUCUAAAAUGGAUGCAACAGUAAUGUUGUGAACAAAGUUAGCACUAUAUUUCAUAAUGAUUUAAAGAUUAAAUUGCAAGGACACAGUUAUUAAAUAUUAUGUUUAAAGUGUGUUUUUAGGACAGUUUUAGCGAGUAUGAUUGCUCUAGUCUUACUUGCUGUAAUGUUUAAAGGUGCAAUCUUAUGCCAUUAUUGAAUUUUUUAUUUUUAAUAUAUAUAUACAUAUAUACAUACCAUGUUAUUAAAAUGCAAUUAAAUUUGAGGCAGUAUUUAGUGGAGCAAUAUACUGCUAAUAAUUUGAAGGUGAGUAUUCAGUUUACAUUGUAUAAAUUUAAAUUUUGCAUUCCUUUAACAAGGCUUUGUGUUAGCAUGCCACAAAUCAAAUGGCGCUUAAUAUAAAAAGCAGGUUUAGGGAAAUUUAAUAAAAAGUCCUCUUCAUAAAUGUAAUGUAUAUGACAUGUACUUUUAUGUUUAGUUGCCUCAUGUUUACACUCAGCUGUUCAACAUAGAUAAAAUGCAAAUUUAUUUCAUGCUAUAAUGUGUCUUUGUUUACCUUUCUGUUUUUGCACCAGAUAUGAAUCAGUUCCUGGAGAGUAAUUUUUUAAAUAUUCCUUAACUUAAAAGUAUUAAAUUUGGAAAAUCAAAAUUGUGUGUCAUGUGACUGUAAACGACGUACACGCUGUAAAAGAAAAAUUGUUAUCAUUAUGUUGGAUUAUGAUGUUACUCACUGAAAUGAGUAUACAAUAAAAUUUUAUUGCAUUUCCA
This is a messenger RNA of Erinaceus europaeus (western European hedgehog), 4857 nucleotides long. RefSeq names its product zinc finger protein 711 (gene ZNF711). Gene Ontology annotation, molecular function: DNA-binding transcription factor activity, RNA polymerase II-specific; metal ion binding; RNA polymerase II transcription regulatory region sequence-specific DNA binding. Lineage: Eukaryota; Metazoa; Chordata; Mammalia; Eulipotyphla; Erinaceidae. The record is from RefSeq and is a predicted model, not a curated record. The transcript is spliced from 9 exons. Bases 920 to 3370 code for a protein of 816 amino acids. Gene Ontology annotation, cellular component: nucleus. Gene Ontology annotation, biological process: regulation of transcription by RNA polymerase II.